GCCCCGCGGGCCGGAAGUCGGGCAGCGAGCGGUGUGCAGGGGCCCCGCCCUCCUGGGCUGGGUUCUGUGCGGGGGGCGGGGCGGGGGCGGGGUCUGUGGUAGCGGGAAUCCCGACCCCGCCCCUUUCCCCACCCCUCCAUUUCUCGCCAUGGCCCCGGCACUGCUCCUGGUCCCUGCCGCCCUCGCCUCUUUCAUCCUGGCCUUUGGCACCGGAGUGGAGUUCGUGCGCUUUACCUCCCUUCAGCCACUUCUUGGAGGGAUCCCGGAGUCUGGUGGUCCGGAUGCCCGCCAGGGAUGGCUGGCUGCCCUGCAGGACCGCAGCAUCCUUGCCCCCCUGGCAUGGGAUCUGGGGCUCCUGCUUCUAUUUGUUGGGCAGCACAGCCUCAUGGCAGCUGAGAGAGUGAAAGCAUGGACAUGCCGGUACUUUGGGGUCCUUCAGAGGUCACUGUAUGUGGCCUGCACUGCCCUGGCCUUGCAGCUGGUGAUGCGGUACUGGGAGCCUGUACCCAGAGGCCCCGUGUUGUGGGAGGCUCGGGCUGAGCCAUGGGCCACCUGGGUGCCCCUCCUCUGCUUUGUGCUCCAUGUCAUCUCCUGGCUCCUCAUCUUCAGCAUCCUUCUCGUCUUUGACUACGCUGAGCUCAUGGGCCUCAAACAGGUAUACUACCAUGUGCUGGGGCUGGGCGAGCCUCUGGCCCUGAAGUCUCCCCGGGCUCUCAGACUCUUCUCCCACCUGCGCCACCCAGUGUGUGUGGAGCUGCUGACAGUGCUGUGGGUGGUGCCCAAGCUUGGCACAGACCGUCUCCUCCUUGCUCUCCUCCUUACCCUCUACCUGGGCCUAGCUCAUGGGCUUGAUCAGCAAGACCUCCGCUACCUCCGGGCCCAGCUGCAAAGAAAACUCCACCUGCUCUCUCGACCCCAGGAUGAGGAGGCAGAGUGAGAAGCUCACUCUGAUUACAAGCCCUGUUUUUCCCCUCCCCCUGAAUUCUUUUUGUUGUUGUGAUGGAGUCUUGCUCUGUUGCCCAGGCUGGAGUUCAAUGGCGCAAUCUUGACUCACUGCAACCUCCGCCUCCCAGGUUCAAAUGA
Molecule: messenger RNA, 1083 nt
Organism: Sapajus apella (tufted capuchin)
Lineage: Eukaryota; Metazoa; Chordata; Mammalia; Primates; Cebidae
Gene: NRM
Product: nurim
Exons: 4
Coding region: 149-937 (262 amino acids)
Cellular component (GO): nuclear membrane
Source: RefSeq, a predicted model, not a curated record